Molecule: messenger RNA, 366 nt
Organism: Caenorhabditis briggsae
Lineage: Eukaryota; Metazoa; Nematoda; Chromadorea; Rhabditida; Rhabditidae
Exons: 1
Coding region: 1-366 (121 amino acids)
Source: RefSeq, a predicted model, not a curated record
AUGGAUAUUUUCGUAAAAUGUUUUGUCAUCUACAUUCGCCCCAUUCUUGAGUAUGGUACAAUUGUUUUCCUCAAGGAGCAAAUCAAGCUUCUUGAAGGCGUUCAAAAGUCAUUCCUGUUCCGAUGUUACAAGAAGUUCAACUAUCCCUAUAUAUCCUACUUUGAUUGUCUCCGUGAUCACAAUUUAGAAUCCUUAGAGUACCGUCGACUUCUAUCCGAUCUAGUUUUUAUGUAUAAAACUCUAGUUUCCCAGGAAAUUGCAAUUGCCCAUAAUCUAUUCAUUGUCCCGUUUCAUCAUAAUCAUCUAAGACGCCACCCAUAUUACAUUAGCUGUACAUUAAAAAAUGCUUCAAAACUUUCUGCUUAA